CCGUCAACUGGAGUUGGCGACGCCCCUAACGUCUGGGGUUAUUCCGUUGUUGGCGUGCCAGGACCUGAGCUACUUUGUUUUUCAGACGUUGCUGAAAAGUUUUAGCUUUAGACAAAAAUGAGAGAAAUUGUACACCUACAGGCAGGCCAGUGUGGAAACCAGAUCGGAGCUAAGUUCUGGGAGGUGAUAAGUGACGAACACGGCAUCGACCCGUCCGGGACAUACCAUGGGGACAGCGACCUGCAGCUGGAGCGAAUCAACGUGUACUACAACGAGGCAACAGGUGGCAAGUAUGUCCCCCGUGCUGUGUUGGUGGACCUGGAGCCUGGCACAAUGGACUCUGUGAGGUCUGGUCCGUUUGGCCAGAUCUUUAGACCAGACAACUUUGUCUUUGGCCAGAGCGGAGCAGGUAAUAACUGGGCUAAAGGGCACUACACUGAGGGAGCUGAACUGGUGGACUCUGUCCUGGAUGUGGUGAGGAAGGAGGCAGAGAGCUGCGACUGUCUCCAGGGCUUCCAGCUCACACACUCCCUGGGGGGAGGCACUGGCUCCGGCAUGGGCACACUGCUCAUCAGCAAAAUCCGAGAGGAAUAUCCAGACCGCAUCAUGAACACCUUCAGCGUGGUGCCCUCACCCAAGGUGUCAGACACAGUGGUGGAGCCAUACAAUGCCACCCUCUCUGUCCACCAGCUGGUCGAGAACACAGAUGAGACCUACUGCAUUGAUAAUGAGGCCCUGUAUGACAUCUGUUUCCGCACACUGAAACUCACCACGCCCACCUAUGGUGACCUCAACCACCUCGUCUCAGCCACCAUGAGUGGGGUCACCACCUGCCUGCGCUUCCCUGGCCAGCUCAAUGCUGAUUUGAGGAAACUGGCAGUCAACAUGGUGCCCUUCCCCAGGCUGCACUUCUUCAUGCCAGGCUUUGCCCCCCUCACCAGCCGUGGCAGCCAGCAGUACAGAGCACUGACAGUCCCUGAACUCACCCAGCAGAUGUUUGAUGCCAAGAACAUGAUGGCAGCUUGCGACCCACGCCAUGGACGCUACCUUACAGUCGCCGCCAUCUUCCGAGGCCGCAUGUCCAUGAAGGAGGUGGAUGAGCAGAUGCUGAAUGUGCAGAACAAGAACAGCAGCUACUUUGUGGAGUGGAUCCCCAACAAUGUCAAGACAGCUGUCUGUGACAUUCCUCCCCGUGGCCUCAAGAUGGCCGCUACCUUUAUUGGCAAUAGCACAGCCAUCCAAGAGCUGUUCAAGCGCAUCUCAGAGCAGUUCACCGCCAUGUUUCGCCGCAAGGCCUUCCUCCACUGGUACACGGGCGAGGGCAUGGAUGAGAUGGAGUUCACGGAGGCCGAAAGCAACAUGAAUGACCUGGUGUCUGAGUACCAGCAGUACCAGGAUGCCACUGCUGAGGAGGAGGGAGAGUUUGAGGAAGAGGGCGAAGAGGACAUGGCCUAGACAUACCGUAACCUUUUUGUUUCUAUACAGUAGGUAGGGCUGGGUAGUACAGUUCAAAUCAUUGUCAGGUUGUUCAUCCUAAACAACUGUUAAAAGUCUUUAAAUAAUAACAUUGACUUAUUGCCCAAAAUUAGUAAGAGUGCAAGAGAUUACUCAGUCCACAGUUGUUAAAGCUAGUCUAUAAUGUUUUCACACUGUUUUUUGCUAUUGGCAGUGUCCUUCUUUGUUUGUGUUGAAUAUGAAUGGUUUCAGCCUUCUCUUGUUUCUUCUGUUUAAUGGGUAUAAGAGCUGUUGGGUCUGUUAACUGCUGUCUAGGGUGGCUCCUACAGCUGUCCAUUCAUAGCAGGCACCUGCUGCCUGGUGUCAGGGUGUGAAGUGUUCUCAUGUUUUUCCAAGCUUCAGGUUUAAAAUAUAUAUUUGUAGUCAAAGACAGUAACACCGACCAGUUAAAAUUUCUGGAAUGUCACUUUUGCUGAUUGAAAUUAUUUAAUUCAUUGAAUUUAAAAAAACUGAACUUAAAUGCACAAACAAAAGCUGAAGGCUAUAAAUAGCUUCAGGAGCUGGUCACUGUUACUGCUAAGUCUGCUUGUUCUGUUACUGACAUGUUUAGAUGGACUCUAAUAAAAGAUGUGUGAUUUGGUGUUA
This is a messenger RNA of Monopterus albus (swamp eel), 2100 nucleotides long. Its product is annotated as tubulin beta-4B chain. The coding region runs from base 118 to 1455 and encodes 445 amino acids. Lineage: Eukaryota; Metazoa; Chordata; Actinopteri; Synbranchiformes; Synbranchidae. The transcript is spliced from 7 exons. The record is from RefSeq and is a predicted model, not a curated record. Gene Ontology annotation, cellular component: microtubule. Gene Ontology annotation, biological process: microtubule-based process. Gene Ontology annotation, molecular function: GTPase activity; GTP binding; structural constituent of cytoskeleton.